This is a messenger RNA of Lathyrus oleraceus (garden pea), 906 nucleotides long. RefSeq lists its product as uncharacterized. The coding region runs from base 1 to 906 and encodes 301 amino acids. The record is from RefSeq and is a predicted model, not a curated record. The transcript has 3 exons. NCBI's taxonomy places the organism in Eukaryota, Viridiplantae, Streptophyta, Magnoliopsida, Fabales, Fabaceae.
AUGGACCUAAUUAAAAAUGUUGGGUUGAUGAAGACUGUGGCUGGGUUAUCUCAGUGCUAUGAAGGAUUGGUUAAGGAAUUAGUUGUCAAUAUUCCUGAAGAUAUUGCUGAUAAAAACAGCAAGGAUUUUUGUAAAGUGUUUGUAAGAGGGAAGUGUAUCACAUUUUCUCCCACUUUGAUUAACAAGUUUCUGGGAAGAGGUACAGAAGGUGCUUGUGAAUUGGAAGCCACAAAAAAUGAGGUCUGUAGAGAAAUUACAGCAAGACAGGUGAAGGAGUGGCCUAGUAAAAAGCAUCUCCCUGUUGGGAAGCUGACUGUUAAGUAUGCCAUAUUGCAUAAGAUAGGGUCUGCAAAUUGGGUACCUACCAACCACAUUUCCACAAUUUCAAAUGCCCUUGGAAAAUUUAUCUUUGUUGUUGGAACCAAGCUGAAAUUUGAUUAUGGUAGAUUUACGUUUGAACAAGUUGUCAAGCAUGCUUCUACUAAUGCAUUAAAGUUGCCUAUAGCUUUUCCCUCAAGGAUUUGUGGGAUUAUCCUGAGUCAACACCCUGGGAUUCUGAGUACAAAUGACCUUCCAAGUAGACGAAAACCUCCUCUAUCAGUACACUACAAAUUGUUUGAAGGGAUAAGGGUAGCAACAACCAGGAAAGAAGCGUUGGAAGCACUGAUUGCAAGCUUGGAGCAAGCUGAAAGAGAGAAUAUUGGACAGGCCAAGGAAGAUGAAGCCCAAACCUCUAGUGAGAGAGAUGAUGUUACAGAUGAUCUGUAUGAUACAGAUGAUGUUACAGAUGAUGUUGGAGAUGAUCUGUUUAUUAUAGGUGAUGUUGAAGGUGAUGUUAGAUGGGGAAGUGUUAUGUCUGUGGUGAGAAGACUAGUGCUAGCUGGAGGAGGAGGUGGUGUGUUCUGA